UCCUCGCUUCCUGACGGCAUGAAUGUAUUCAUUACGAUCAAGAAAAUCUUGACCGAUAUGCUACCGCUUUGAGUCGUUCUGCACGAUGUGAUCCUGCUGUUUCCCCAUAUUGAAAGGGGUCGUCUGGUAUUGAUACAGGGAGACGGCUUGAUCAAUUUCCACUUUAGUGGCAUGUCCUCUGCCUAUCACUGAGACGAUCACAAAAGAGCUGUCAGACUGCGCCGAUCACGGCAUUAUCAGGGGAAAGGCGUGAACGUUGGACUAGCGGCAUGGCCUCAGAAUCUGCAGAAGACGAUGUGGUUGAGCAGCGGUCGUCGAUUUCUUGGAAAAGGAUCGACCCUGCAGAGGAAGAAUUUCCUGGCAGAUUGCAGGACAACAAUGACUUGGACGACUUUGAGGAGCUCAUGAAGGCUGCUCGAGGCAACUUGGACCCUGCCAUGAGAUCAAAGGUGGCAGUCCUUCCCAGGAGCGAGAGUGGGCAUGACAGGAAGGUAGAGCUGGUGCCCCUGAACAGCCUGAACUUCCAGCAGCGCACCCAGAUCCUGGACAUGGCCCUGAAGACGAAGGACAUGGACAACGAGCUCUUCCUGCGCAAAGUGCGCUCCAGGCUGGACAGGGUGGGCAUAGAGCUGCCAUCGGUGGAGGUGCGAUUUGAGGGGCUGGAAGUGGAUGCUCAAGCAUACGCGGCUGGCCGCGAGCUGCCGUCAAUCUUCAAUGCCUACAGAAAUUGGGUGGAGGGGCUGCUGCAGCGGCUGCGGCUGAUGCGCAGCACAAAGAAGAACAUCAGCAUCCUCAAGGGCCUCACCGGCACCAUCAAGCCGGGGCGGCUGACGCUGCUGCUGGGGCCGCCGGCUUCGGGCAAGACCACUCUGCUGAAGGCGCUGUCGGGCAAGCUCAGGAAGGACGACCUGGAUGUGCGGGGCAAGGUCACCUUUAAUGGGUAUGGCUUUGAUGAGUGCGUCGUGGGGCGUACCUCCGCCUACGUGGACCAGGUGGACAACCACAUCGCCGAGCUGACCGUGCGCGAGACGCUCGACUUUGCCGCGCGCGUGCAGGGCGCCGGCUUUGAUGAGAUCCAUGAGCUGCGCAAGCGGGAGAAGGAGCAGGGCAUAGAGCCGGACUGGGAGAUUGACUCCUUCAUGAGAGCAAGCGCAGCGCGGGGCAAACGACACAGCAUCAUGGCAGAUUACGUCAUGCGCAUGCUUGGCCUCGAGGUCUGCGCGGACACUAUGAUCGGCAGCCAGCUGAUCAGGGGCAUCAGCGGCGGCCAGAAGAAGCGAGUGACUACAGGGGAGAUAGUGGUGGGCCCAUGCAAGACUCUGUUCAUGGACGAGAUCUCAACGGGUUUGGAUAGCAGCACGACCUACCAGAUUGUGCGCUGCAUCCGCAACAUGGUGCAUCUGCGAAAGAGCACGGUGUGCAUGAGCCUGCUGCAGCCGCAGCGGGAGACCUACAACCUCUUUGACGACGUGAUGCUCCUGGCUGAAGGGCUGCUGGUGUACCACGGCCCCAAGGAGGAGGUGGUUCCUUUCUUUGAGGGUUUGGGCUUUCGGCUGCCGCCGCGCAAGGGCACGGCCGACUUCCUGCAGGAGAUCACCUCGCGCAAGGAUCAGCGCCAGUACUGGGCAGACCCCUCCAAGACCUACCGCUUCAUUCCCCCCGCCGAAAUGGCGCGCGCAUUCCAUCACUCCCCUGUCGGCCAGGCCGCUGCCGCCGAAGCCGCCUCUCCCCCUGUGCACACCAAGGAAGGUCUGUUCAUGAAGGCGUGCAUGCGGCGCGAGUUCAUCCUCAUGUCCCGCCACAGAUUCGUCUACUUCUUCCGCAUUGCCCAGCUGGCGCUUGUGGCAUUUGCGGCGGCUACGGUAUUUCUGCGGGUGCGCAUGCCGACAGAUACACUGGAGGACGGCAGAAAGUUCCUCGCCUUCAUCUUCUUUGGCAUCUACUUCAUGAAUGCCUCUGCCUGGAGCGAGCUCUCCAUCACCCUGGGCAACAUCAGCGUGUUCUACAAGCAGCGCAGCAACCUCUUCUACCCAGUCACCAGCUUCAGCCUGCCCACCAUCCUCCUGCGCAUCCCCCUCUCAGCCGUAUCAGCCAUGCUGUGGACUGUAAUGACAUACUUUGUUGUGGGCUUCGCCCCCGACCCUGGCAGGUUCUUCCUGUACUUCCUGAUCCAUGGCCUGGUCAACCAGACCUCCAUCACCAUCUUCAGGGCGACUGCGGCCAUCGGCAGGGCUGUGGUGCUGUGCAAUGUGGUGGCCUUCAUUUACAUUGCCUACAGCCUCAUGCUGUGCGGCUUCAUCAUCAGCUACAGCAACAUAGGUCCCUGGCUGAUCUGGGCGUAUUGGAUCAACCCACUCACCUACGCCUACAAGGCGGUCACAAUCUCAGAGUUCUCAGCGCCUCGCUGGCAGAAGCCCACGCCAGGGAACCCCUCCGUCCCUCUGGGCACAGCCAUUCUCCAGGCGAAUGACCUGGACACGCGCUCCUGGUGGAUUGGGGCCGCCAUAGGCAUCCUCAUCGGCUACGUAAUUGUUGGCAACAUCGUGCUGAACAUUGCACUUCGCGUUCUCAAUGAGCUCCAAGGAGGCAAGGCAAUAGUGGAGGAGCCCGGGGAAGAGGAUGCCUCUGUGAGCAACCAUCAGCCUGCUUUGGACACAGCCAAAGCCAGCACGAAUGGUCAGGUGGUGCAGGGCGCUUCGCACGGCAUGGUGCUGCCUUUCAUGCAGGUCACCGUCAGCUUCCGGGACGUGCGCUACUUUGUCCCCAUCCCAGAGGAGCUGGAGCUGCUGAAGGGCAUCACCGGGUGCUUCAGGCCGGGCGUGCUGACGGCGCUCAUGGGCGCCAGCGGGGCCGGCAAAACCACGUUCCUUGAUCUCCUUGCGGGACGAAAGACUGUUGGGAGGAUCGAGGGCGACAUUCGGGUGAAUGGCUUCCCCCAGGAGCACCGGACGUUUGCCAGGGUGUCUGGCUACGUGGAGCAGAGCGACAUCCACUCCCCACAGGCGACAGUUGAGGAGGCGCUGUGGUUCUCUGCGCGCCUGCGCCUGUCAAAGGACAUCAAUAACAAGCGCAUGUGGGCCUUCAUCCACGAGGUGAUGGAGCUGGUUGAGCUGAUGCCGCUGCGCAGUGCGCUGGUGGGCCUGCCCGGCACCAGCGGCCUCAGCGUGGAGCAGCGCAAGCGCCUGACCAUCGCCGUCGAACUGGUCGCCAACCCCAGCGCCGUCUUUAUGGACGAGCCCACCUCAGGGCUGGAUGCGCGGGCGGCCAACAUUGUCAUGCGUGUUGUCCGCAACAUUGCCAACGGCCGCACCAUCGUCUGCACCAUCCACCAGCCAUCCAUUGCCGUCUUCGAGGCUUUUGAUGAGCUGCUGCUGCUGAAGCGCGGCGGCGAGGUGAUCUAUGGCGGUCCGUUGGGCUAUCACAGCAGUGACAUGGUGCGCUACUUUGAGGCCAUCCGCGGCGUGGACCCAAUUUCCCCCUCGGCCAAUCCAGCCACCUGGAUGCUGGAGAUCUCCACAAUCUCUGCCGAGCAGCGCCUGCGCGCAGACCUGGCCGACCUCUACCGCCACAGCCACCUCGCAGCGGCCAUCGAGGACAUGGUGGAGGAGCUGAGUCAGCCCAAGCCCGGCACACAGCCGCUGGCGUUUGACUCAGAGCAUGCGCAGCCGUUGCUGAACCAAUACCUGAUCAUCCUGAAGAAGAACACCAUUGCGUACUGGCGCUACCCUUCCUACAACGCCGUCCGAUUCACCUUCACUGCCAUCUUUGCUGUGCUCAUGGGCGCAGCCUUCUGGCAAGCUGGCGCCAACAGGACUACGGAGCUUGGGGUCCUGCAGGUGGCAGCUUCCCAGUACCUGGCAGCUCUUAUCAUCGGCUUUGUCAAUUCGGCAACAGUUCAGCCUGUCAUUGCCAUUGAGAGGACAGUCUUCCACCGAGAGAAGGCAGCAGGCAUGUAUGCCAGCUUCCCAUACGCGCUGGCUCAGGGCGAUGUGGAGCUGCCUUAUAUUGUAGUGCAGACUGUCAUCUGGUCCCUGAUCACCUAUUUCAUGAUGGGCUUCGAGCUCCAAGCAGGAAAAUUCUUUUGGUACUUGCUGUUCACACUGCUGACCAUGUUGUACUACACCUUCUAUGGGCUGCUAGCAGUGGUGCUAAGCCCAAACCUGCAAAUCUCUUCGGUGGCCUCCACGCUCUUCUAUGCCAUCUGGAAUCUGUUCUCAGGCUUCCUUAUCACCCUGCCCCAGAUGCCGGGUUGGUGGUCAUGGUACCUGUGGCUGUGCCCAGUGUUCUGGUCUUGCUGGGGGCUCAUCACAACGCAGCUGGGCAAUGUCCAGGAGCCCAUGACGCUCCAGAAUGGCACUGUGACUCAGGUGGAUGUUUACAUCAGGGACCAUUUCGCCUUCUACUACGAAUGGAGAGGCUGGGUCAUUCUCGUGCUGCUAGCGUUUGUGCUGGCUUUCAGGGUUGGUGCUAUUGUGGCGGUUACAAAGCUCAGCUUUGUAAAGCGGUGA
This is a messenger RNA of Coccomyxa subellipsoidea C-169, 4508 nucleotides long. Its product is annotated as ATP-binding cassette transporter. Gene Ontology annotation, molecular function: ABC-type transporter activity; ATP binding; ATP hydrolysis activity. Gene Ontology annotation, cellular component: membrane. The transcript is spliced from 29 exons. Lineage: Eukaryota; Viridiplantae; Chlorophyta; Trebouxiophyceae; Coccomyxaceae. The record is from RefSeq and is a predicted model, not a curated record. Bases 270 to 4508 code for a protein of 1412 amino acids.